AUGUCCCUCUACUACGUCUAUGCACGCUACCACCCCACAAUCCCCACCGACCCACCCACAAUACUUCGCUACCUCAUUACCUGCGCCUCCCGCGACCAUGCCAACGCCUUCUAUCGCCACUUGUUGGCGCGCAUGCGCUUCUCACGCGUCUCGGCCCAGUUCUGGGCCUACGACCCCGUCGACCCCAACUUCGGCAUGCAGCAGACGCUCGACGACUCCACGCUCCCCGACGACAUCCGCCGCGGCAUUAUGAUCAGCCGCCUGCCCGAGCCUGAUACAACCACGGGGUGGGUCCAGGCGCCGGUGCAGGCUGGCCGUGAUUGGAUCAGUGGCCGCACAUACUUCAUCCGCAACGUGCGCCAGCCGGACGUGUACUGGUACCAUCCCGGCUGCGGGGAUGAGCGCAUUCUGGCAUCGCGGUGGCAGAAGACAAAGUUCUUUAUAAGGAUGUCGGAUGCGGAUGAGGGGGAGACAGGCACGGUGUUGAUAAAGAGUGAUAAGAUACGGGUGACGACGGCGUCGGGAGAGGGGAAGGGGAUGGUGGUGAGGAGGGGGGAUGAGGGGCGGGUAGUGGUGGUGAAGCCGUCGGCGAAGGAGGUGGCGACGGCGGUGGGUGACUUUACGUUUGGUGAGCUGGCGGAGAUGCACUUGGAUGAUUGGGAGCUGUGUUAG
Messenger RNA from Morchella importuna, 672 nucleotides. RefSeq lists its product as uncharacterized. The transcript has 2 exons. The record is from RefSeq and is a predicted model, not a curated record. NCBI's taxonomy places the organism in Eukaryota, Fungi, Ascomycota, Pezizomycetes, Pezizales, Morchellaceae. The coding region runs from base 1 to 672 and encodes 223 amino acids.